AUGCAUAUUGCUGAGAAGUUCAACUGGGCUGAGGCCAGGCGGCAGCCAGGUCCUGUCUGCCUAACAAUCUUCCUCCUCCAGUGUGCAAAAGUGGUCACAGAUGCCCCCACGGCCUCAGGGCCGUGGCUGUGCCAGCCUGCCCCCAGGUGUGGGGGCCAGAUCUACAACCCCGUGGAGCAGUGCUGUGAUGACGACACCAUCCUGCCUCUGAAUCGGACUCGCCUUUGCGGCCCCAACUGCACCUUCUGGCCCUGCUUUGAACUCUGCUGUCCUGAGUCCUUUGGCCCCCAGAAGUUUGUCGUGAAAUUGAAGGUCCUGGGUGUCAAGUCCCGGUGCUUCUCAUCCCCUACCUCCAGAAACUGCCCCAGGAAGAGACGGACUUGACCUUGCAUGAUCUUGAACUCGAAGGAGGAUACCAUUCACAGGGGGAAGGAAGCGGCUUUCCUCAUCCCUCCAAGCAACAGCUCCCUCAGGGAGAAGCCACCACUCUUGGAAUUCCAAACUUGCCGGUGGUUUGGCCACAGCUUGUUUGUCUGGAAUUGCAGUUCUCCUGUGUUCCUCCAA
This is a messenger RNA of Callorhinus ursinus (northern fur seal), 564 nucleotides long. RefSeq names its product insulin growth factor-like family member 3. The record is from RefSeq and is a predicted model, not a curated record. Lineage: Eukaryota; Metazoa; Chordata; Mammalia; Carnivora; Otariidae. Gene Ontology annotation, molecular function: signaling receptor binding.